This is a messenger RNA of Aspergillus eucalypticola CBS 122712, 5104 nucleotides long. Its product is annotated as type V myosin. Gene Ontology annotation, molecular function: microfilament motor activity; ATP binding; actin filament binding. Bases 242 to 4960 code for a protein of 1572 amino acids. Gene Ontology annotation, cellular component: vesicle; cytoplasm; actin cytoskeleton. NCBI's taxonomy places the organism in Eukaryota, Fungi, Ascomycota, Eurotiomycetes, Eurotiales, Aspergillaceae. The transcript is spliced from 7 exons. The record is from RefSeq and is a predicted model, not a curated record. Gene Ontology annotation, biological process: vesicle transport along actin filament; actin filament organization.
CCUGAAGCGAAGCAUGAUGCCUUCUUCUGACUUAUAAUCAAGGAUAGAGCCCGUCGCUACCACUACCAGACGGGAAAUCAUUUCUCGAAUUACUUUAAUCAGUUGUGCUUUUCCCUCACCUCCUCACUAGAUGCCUUUUAACAUCGAUUAUUCGAACAGAUCCUCCGAACGUCCCGCAUAGGUUGCUUUCUCCGGUCACGUCAAGAUAUAGAGAGACAACAUAUCUGCAGACCUGAACGCAAUGGCUCACAAUUACGAGGUCGGAACAAGGGCUUGGCAACCUGAUCCGACCGAGGGAUGGGUCGCAUCUGAAGUCAAAGAGAAGUUAGUUGAUGGGGACAAAGUGCAGCUUGUCUUCUUGAUAGAAAAUGGAGAGACAAAAACUCUGGAAACUACCCAGGCCGAGUUGCAGGUAGACAACAAUCCAAAACUGCCGCCCUUGAUGAAUCCUGCCAUGCUCGAAGCCAGCGAAGACCUUACGAACCUGUCUCAUCUGAAUGAGCCAGCCGUUUUGCAGGCCAUCAAGCUGCGUUAUGCCCAGAAAGAAAUAUACACAUAUAGCGGCAUCGUUCUUAUUGCUACCAAUCCCUUUGCCCGGGUCGAUUCACUUUACGUUCCACAAAUGGUGCAAGUAUAUGCUGGAAAGCAUAGGGCAUCUCAGGCGCCACACCUCUUUGCUAUCGCCGAGGAAGCGUUCGCUGACAUGCUACGCGAUGGAAAAAAUCAAACGAUUGUAGUCUCUGGUGAAUCAGGUGCCGGGAAAACGGUCAGCGCAAAGUACAUAAUGCGUUAUUUUGCAACCCGCGAGUCUUCAGAUCAACCUGGAAAAUAUACUACCAGUCGAGCAGAUGCCAUCAGUGAAACCGAAGAGCAGAUCUUGGCCACAAAUCCUGUCAUGGAAGCUUUCGGAAAUGCCAAAACCACCCGCAACGAUAAUUCUUCGCGCUUCGGAAAGUACAUUGAGAUAAUGUUCGAUGACAGGACCAAUAUAAUUGGCGCAAAGAUACGAACUUAUCUUCUUGAACGAUCUCGACUUGUCUUCCAGCCACUGAAAGAGCGCAAUUAUCAUAUAUUCUACCAACUGGUUGCCGGUGCCACUGACCCCGAAAAACAGGAGCUUGGCCUUACGUCCGUCGAGGAUUUCGAUUAUCUUAACCAAGGUGGUACACCGACGAUUGAUGGUGUUGACGACAGAGCCGAAUUCAAUGCGACAAAGAAGUCCUUGAGUACUAUAGGGGUCCCGGAAAAAACGCAGGCGGAAAUAUUCCGUGUGCUCGCUGCUUUGUUGCACCUUGGGAAUGUCAGAAUUACCGCCACCAGGACAGAUUCGAGUUUGUCUUCCUCGGAACCUUCACUUGUUCGAGCUUGCCAAUUGCUUGGGAUUGACGCCAACGAGUUUGCGAAAUGGAUAGUCAAGAAACAACUGAUUACGCGAGGGGAAAAGAUAACGUCCAACCUAACUCAACAACAGGCCACGGUGGUCAGGGACUCGGUUGCUAAAUUCAUUUAUUCUAGCCUAUUCGAUUGGCUUGUUGAUAGGAUCAACCAAGGUCUGGCUACCGAUAGUAUCUUGAACAAGUUCAAGUCUUUCAUUGGCGUUUUGGAUAUUUACGGGUUCGAACAUUUUGCGAAAAACUCUUUCGAGCAGUUUUGCAUCAACUACGCCAAUGAGAAGCUGCAGCAAGAGUUUAACCAGCACGUGUUCAAACUGGAACAGGAAGAAUAUGUGCGCGAGCAGAUAGACUGGACGUUCAUUGACUUUUCGGACAACCAACCUUGUAUUGACCUAAUUGAAGCAAAAUUGGGUAUCUUAUCCCUUUUGGAUGAAGAAUCUCGGUUGCCUAUGGGCUCAGAUGAGCAAUUUGUGACCAAAUUGCACCACAAUUUCGCCGCAGAUAAGCAGAAAUUCUACAAGAAGCCCCGGUUCGGCAAGUCCGCGUUUACGAUAUGUCACUAUGCGGUCGAUGUGACCUACGAGUCCGACGGCUUCAUAGAAAAGAACCGGGACACUGUUCCAGACGAGCAUUUGGAGAUUCUGCGAGGCUCAUCCAAUGAGUUCGUGAAAGAAAUCCUAGACACGGCAGCAGCCGUUCGCGAGAAAGAUUCGGCAUCUAUCUCAUCCAAGCCCGUGGCUGCCCCAGGUCGAAAAAUUGGCGUUGCUGUCAAUCGCAAGCCAACUCUGGGAGGAAUUUUCAAAUCAUCAUUGAUUGAGCUCAUGAACACAAUCAACUCUACCGACGUGCACUACAUACGCUGCAUCAAACCUAAUGAGGCUAAGGAGUCGUGGAAGUUCGAAGGGCCGAUGGUACUCAGUCAACUGAGAGCCUGUGGUGUCCUUGAGACUGUACGGAUCAGUACUGCUGGAUAUCCUACACGCUGGACAUACGAGGAAUUUGCAAUCCGGUACUACAUGCUUUGUCACUCAUCGCAAUGGACGUCAGAAAUUAGGGACAUGUGCCAUGCCAUUCUACAAAAAGCUCUUGGGGAUGGCACCCAGCAAAAGCAAGAUAAAUACCAACUGGGUUUAACGAAGAUAUUCUUUCGAGCAGGCAUGCUUGCUUUUCUCGAGAAUCUUCGCACAUCAAGAUUGAAUGGGUGUGCUGUUAUGAUACAGAAGAACCUUCGAUGCAAGUACUACCGCCGCAGAUAUCUCGAGGCUCGUGCCUCUAUCCUCACAACGCAGGCUCUUAUUAGAGGUUUCUUGGCAAGGCAACGUGCAGCUGAGAUACGGCAGGUCAAGGCAGCUACGACUAUUCAGAGGGUAUGGCGAGGACAGAAGGAGCGGCGGAAUUACAGCCGCAUUCGUGCCAAUUUCAUUCUUUUCCAGUCAGUUGCGAAGGGAUUCCUUUGCCGUCAGAAUAUCCUCGACACGAUCCAUGGCAAUGCAGCCAAAGUAAUACAGCGAUCGUUCCGCUCCUGGCGACAGCUACGCGCCUGGAGGCAAUACCGCAGAAAAGUGAUCAUUGUCCAGAAUCUCUGGAGAGGAAAGCAGGCCAGGAGAGAGUACAAAAAGCUCCGCGAGGAUGCUCGGGACCUCAAACAGAUCUCUUAUAAGCUGGAAAAUAAGGUGGUAGAGUUGACUCAGUACCUCGAAUCCUUGAAGCGAGAAAAUAAGUCACUCAACUCGCAACUGGAGAAUUAUGAGACACAAGUGAAGUCUUGGAGAAGCCGACACAAUGUGCUCGAGAAUCGUUCGAAAGAAUUACAGGCCGAAGCAAACCAGGCAGGUAUUACUGCUGCUCGCUUAACUGCCAUGGAGGAGGAAAUGAACAAGUUACAACAGCACCAUAAUGAUGCGCAGGCAACCAUCAAGCGUCUACAGGAAGAAGAGAAGGUCUCACGGGAAUCGAUUCGUACCGCAAACCAAGAGUUGGAGAAACUUCAGCAGCUGAAUACUGAUGCUGAAAACGAAAAGGCAUCUCUUCGUCAGCAGAUAGUCGAUCUCGAAGAACAGCUUGAGCUUGCAAAGAGGGUUGUGCCUGCCAACGGCGUAAAUGGAGAUCAGCCGAACGGUGGGCCCAUCCAGCCGCCUGCGAGCGGCUUGAUAAACCUCGUUUCUUCCAAGAAGCCCAAGCCUAAAAGACGAAGUGCCGGGGCUGAGCGGAUCGAUAUUGAUCGUUUCAGUGGUGCCUAUAACCCGAGGCCAGUGUCGAUGGCCAUUCCUAGCUCGGCUAUGGGCCGCCAGCAUUUCUCGGGAAAUGCUUUCUCUCCAGGCCUGGACUCCGUUGAGGUAGAGCUCGAGAAUUUGUUGUCUGAAGAAGAUGAGCUCAAUGAAGAGGUGACUAUGGGCUUGAUACGCAACUUGAAAAUCCCACUACCCAGCUCUACGCCUCCACCAACGGAGAAGGAGGUCUUGUUCCCAGCUUAUUUGAUCAAUUUAGUGACUUCCGAAAUGUGGAACAAUGGCUUUGUGAAAGAGUCCGAGCGUUUCUUAGCCAACGUCAUGCAGUCAAUCCAGCAAGAGGUUAUGCAGCAUGAUGGAGAGGAUGCCAUUAAUCCUGGAGCCUUUUGGCUUUCGAAUGUCCACGAAAUGUUGUCUUUCGUUUUCUUGGCCGAAGAUUGGUAUGAAGCACAAAAGACGGAUAAUUUCGAGUAUGAUCGUCUUUUAGAGAUUGUGAAGCAUGAUCUCGAAAGCCUGGAGUUCAACAUUUAUCAUACGUGGAUGAAGGUAUUGAAGAAGAAGCUUUACAAGAUGAUUGUACCAGCGAUCAUAGAAUCCCAGUCCCUCCCUGGGUUCGUUACAAGCGAAACAAACAGGUUUCUUGGGAAGCUCUUACCCUCCAACAACAACCCAGCCUACAGUAUGGAUAACCUUCUCAGUCUCUUGAACAAUGUCUACAAAGCAAUGAAGGCUUUCUAUUUAGAAGAGACUAUUAUCACACAGACGGUCACUGAGCUUCUCCGACUUGUCGGUGUCACUGCAUUCAAUGACCUUCUCAUGCGGAGAAACUUUCUCUCCUGGAAACGUGGCCUGCAGAUCAAUUACAACAUUACCCGCAUCGAGGAGUGGUGCAAGAGCCAUGAUAUGCCCGAGGGUACACUUCAGCUGGAGCAUCUAAUGCAAGCGACCAAGCUUCUUCAGCUGAAGAAGGCCACCCUGAAUGACAUCGAGAUUAUUCAAGAUAUUUGUUGGAUGCUCUCGCCAAACCAAAUCCAGAAACUCCUGAAUCAGUAUCUCGUGGCUGACUAUGAGCAACCUAUCAAUGGUGAAAUCAUGAAGGCCGUGGCCUCCCGUGUCACCGAGAAGAGUGAUGUUCUCCUCCUGACACCAGUUGACAUGGAAGAUAGUGGGCCGUAUGAGAUUGCGGAGCCACGUGUUAUAACAGCCUUGGAGACAUACACCCCAUCAUGGCUUCAAACGCCGCGACUAAAGCGGCUGGCUGAAAUCGUAUCUGCCCAAGCAAUGGCUCAGCAAGAGAGGCUGGAGAUGACGGAAAGCGGCGCGGCGACGAUGGAAUAGACUUUGUAUAUGAACAACGGAGUACCAGCAAUUUCAUAGAAACCAUGAUGAUGAGCGUUUGUAUCGUGCUAGCCAGUUUAUAUUAUAGUACAUCUCUGUAAGCAGCCGAAUGAAGGCCCCUCAUAAGUUGUUGCUCCAUUGCAA